This is a messenger RNA of Funneliformis caledonium, 214 nucleotides long. Lineage: Eukaryota; Fungi; Glomeromycota; Glomeromycetes; Glomerales; Glomeraceae. The record is from the annotation of a GenBank genome assembly.
UGGGAAAAUGCCGCUAUUACCUUGGCUUCAUUUAACAUUGUUUGUUUGUCACCUUGGUGGAAAUAAUGCUAGAUCUGGUUUUAAAAAACCUUGGAUUAAGCCACCAAUGGACUUAGAAUUGCGGUUUGCAAAAGAAUUAGAAGAUGAUCUAAAAAAUGGAAUAACUGAUGACUUUGGAUUGCAUGAGUUGCUAUUACAAAUAGCAAUUUCUUAG